Molecule: messenger RNA, 705 nt
Organism: Dovyalis caffra
Lineage: Eukaryota; Viridiplantae; Streptophyta; Magnoliopsida; Malpighiales; Salicaceae
Source: the annotation of a GenBank genome assembly
AUGAGGCCAAAUUGGGAGUUAAAGAAAUGCUGUAACCACGAGCAAGUAGUCUUUCUUGUUACUGUUUCUGUUUGCACUGUUGUUAUUCUUGCGUUAUGGAGAACAGUACUGUUGAGACCAUUCAAACUUGUGACAGUAUUCAUUCAUGAAGCGAGCCAUGCCAUCGCUUGUAAACUAACCUGUGGCCAUGUUGAAGGAAUUCAGAUUCAUGCGGAUGAAGGUGGAACCACUCAAACACGUGGUGGCAUAUACUGGUUAAUCUUGCCUGCUGGAUAUCUCGGCUCAUCCUUCUGGGGAAUGGUUCUGAUACUUGCAUCAACAUAUCUUCUUACUGCCAGAAUAGCUGCAGGAUGUUUUAUUGCUGCUCUACUUGUUGUUCUCUUGGUAGCUAAAAAUUGGACUCUUCGAGGACUUUGCAUUGGAUUUGUUCUUUUCCUUGGAGUGGUCUGGGUCCUGCAAGAAACAACAAAAGUUCGUAUACUUCGGUACAUCAUUCUAUUCAUUGGUGUCAUGAACAGCCUGUUUUCAGUUUACGACAUAUAUGAUGAUCUGAUAUCUCGUAGAGUUCAUUCUAGCGAUGCAGAGAAAUUUGCAGAAGUAUGUCCUUGUCCAUGCAAUGGUGCAGGAUGGGGAUUCAUAUGGGGGUUGAUAUCUUUCUUGUUUCUUUGUGGAGCCAUGUACCUUGGUCUCGUGAUAUUGUCUUGA